GCAGGAGCCCGCAGUGACAGGUGCAUGCCAUACCCAGCCACAGGAGCACCAUCCAAUCACCUUCAGGACAGCCAGGCUCUCUGAUAGGCUCACCUCGUGACAUUCCAUCCAGUCAAUGGCCACGUGGCCCGUGACGUUGGGAAGCCCAGCGCGGGAAAACGGGUCCCCAACGGCCCCAAGCCUCCAUCUUCGCUUCUCCAGAGCCCCGACUGCUGUCUCCGCCAUGGCCGAGCCCUCGUCCGAGCUGUCCUCUGAGGCCUGCCCCGGCGCCCAGGCACCUGAAGAGGCUGAAUCGGCCCAGGCACCUGAAGAGGCUGAAUCGGCCCAGGCACCUGAAGAGGCUGAAUCGGCCCAGGCACCUGAAGAGGCCGAAUCGGCCCAGGCACCUGAAGAGGCUGAAUCGGCCACGACGACCCAGAAGCAGAAGCAGCCGAGGCGUCGCAGCCGCCGCUCCAGCCGUGACCGCGACAGCUUCGCCACCUACUUCCCCAGGGUCCUGAAGCUGGUGCACGACGACCUCCGCCUGUCCCCUGCGGCCGUGAGGGUGAUGGAUUCGUUCGUCCACGACAUCUUCGAGCGCAUCGCCGAGGAGGCCGGCCGGCUGGCGCGCUACACCGAGCGCUCGACCAUCACCGCCAGAGAGGUGCAGACGGCCGUGCGCCUCACGCUGCCCGGGGAGAUGGGCAAGUUCGCCGUGUCCGCGGGCAACAAGGCCGUGCUCAGAUACACGCGCAGCAAGUACGCCGCCCCCGCCCCGCCGGAGCAGCGGCCCCCAAAGGCUCUCGUCAGAGCCACCCCGGACGGCCCGGAGCAGCAGUAGCCGGCGCGGCCCGCACCCCGUGCUCCUGGCAGUCGGCGCCAGGCCGCUUCGGGGCCAAGUGUUCAGUUCAGAGACUUGUUUGGUUCAAAAGUUUAUUUUCCAGCCCUCAGAUUCUUCCUGUCUUUGAUCUGCCCUCGUUUUGAGGCUUUCCACUCAGUUGUGUCAUUCCCUCAAUAAAUUGUUCAUUUUGA
This is a messenger RNA of Microcebus murinus (gray mouse lemur), 1011 nucleotides long. NCBI's taxonomy places the organism in Eukaryota, Metazoa, Chordata, Mammalia, Primates, Cheirogaleidae. The record is from RefSeq and is a predicted model, not a curated record.